Verruconis gallopava is the source of this 2510-nucleotide messenger RNA. RefSeq lists its product as uncharacterized. The transcript has 4 exons. Gene Ontology annotation, molecular function: Hsp90 protein binding. Bases 120 to 1874 code for a protein of 584 amino acids. NCBI's taxonomy places the organism in Eukaryota, Fungi, Ascomycota, Dothideomycetes, Venturiales, Sympoventuriaceae. The record is from RefSeq and is a predicted model, not a curated record.
GCUUGAACGACACAUAAACUCAGUUCUUGUUCAAUUGAUUCACGCACCAGAUACCCGACUGAUUUGCUAACCGCUUUCCUGUGCUCGAAUCAUAAUUUUGUAUCAGUACUUUACAAACCAUGGCGGAAGCUUUGAAAGCCGAAGGCAACAAGCUCUUCGCAGCCAAAGACUUUGCUGGCUCGAUCGAAAAGUUCAGUCAAGCUAUUGAGCUCGAUCCUUCGAACCAUGUCCUAUACUCCAACAGAUCUGGCUCAUAUGCCUCACUAAAAGACUUCGACAAGGCACUGGAAGACGCAAACAAGACCGUUGAACUUAAGCCCGACUGGCCCAAGGGCUGGACUCGCAAAGCCGCUGCACUUCAUGGCAAGGGCGAUCUUCUAGGAGCGAACGACGCAUACGAGGAGGCUCUUAAGCUCGAUCCAAACAAUGCUCAAGCAAAGGCUGGUCUGCAGUCCGUCCAACGAGCGAUGGAAGCUGAGGCCGGUGCUGGUGGCCCCAUGGGCGGACUAGGCAACAUCUUCAACGAUCCUCAGCUGAUCCAGAAGCUGGCGAGCAACCCCAAGACGAGUGGUCUGCUUGCAGAUCAGGCGUUCAUGGCCAAGCUGAUGAAGAUACGACAAGACCCGAAGAACAUUGGCGCAGAACUCCAGGAUCCUCGUAUGCUGCAGGUCAUGAGCGUGCUGCUAGGCAUCGACAUGUCGUUCGCUGACCCAAGCAAGAUGCCCGGUGGCGCUGCUGGUGCCAGCAAGGAGGCUGAAGAAGAUGUAGAAAUGCCAGACGCUCGACCUGCUUCGCCGCCUAAACCCCAAGCAAAAGAGCCCGAAAAAGCCCCAGAACCGGAACCGGAACCAGAGCCAGAGGAUGAGGAGGCGAUCGCGAAGCGGGAGGCAAAGGCAAAGGCGGAUGAGGAGAAGAGAUUGGGCACAGGAAACUACAAGAAGCGGAAUUUUGACGAGGCCAUCGUCCACUACAGCAAAGCGUGGGAGCUUCACAAGGACAUCACGUACUUGACGAACCUUAGUGCGGCGUACUUCGAGAAGGGCGACUACGACCAGGCUAUUGAAACCUGCCAAAAAGCUAUCACGGAGGGUCGCGAAGUCUUCGCGGACUUCAAACUUAUCGCAAAGGCCUAUGGCCGCAUGGGCUCUGCCUACGAAAAGAAAGGCGAUCUUGCAAAUGCAAUUGACAAUUACCAACGCUCCCUCACUGAGCACCGCACUCCGGAAAUCCUUGCCAAACUCCGCGCAGCCGAGAAGGCCAAGAUCAAAGCGGAGAAAGAAGCUUACAUCAACCCCGAAGAAGCCGAGAAAGCUCGUGAGUUGGGCAACGAAAAAUUCAAGGCAGCAGACUGGCCUGGCGCUGUGGAAGCAUACACCGAGAUGAUCAAGCGCGCCCCUGACGAUCCUCGUGGCUACUCCAAUCGUGCAGCAUGCUUUAUCAAGCUGCUCGCGUAUCCAUCCGCAGUGCAGGACUGCGACGAGGCUAUCAAGCGUGACAAAAAGUUCAUCCGGGCUUAUCUUCGCAAGGCUCAAGCGCUCUUUGCCAUGCGUGAGUACAACAAAUGCCUCGACGUGUGCGAGGAAGCUUUGGAGAAUGACGAGGGCGGCAAGAAUGCUCGUGAGAUCCAGCAACAACAGGAGAAGGCUAUUCAAGCUCAGUUCGCUGCCCGAGAGGGAGAGACUGAAGAGGAAGCGAUGAAGCGGAUACAGAACGAUCCUGAGAUUCUGUCAAUUCUACAGGAUCCGGUUAUGCAAACGAUCCUGCAGCAAGCCAAAGGCGACCCCGCUGCUCUGCAGGAGCACAUGAAGAACCCCUCAGUAAGAAGCAAGGUCCAGAAGCUUAUUGCCGCUGGUGUGAUUCGUGUGGGUCGGUAGGAGGCUUAUUAUCUCGGCUGUGCGAAAUAAUCAUGCGUCUGUGUGGGGUACCCCAGAUUUCUAUGGAUUGCUCGAGGCCGUUCCAGGUUCUCCUCCGGUCCGUUGGGCUUCUCCCUGAAAAUCUGGGGUAGCGCGUAGUCUGGAGGCGUUCUCCCUGAAAAGAAUUUCGUGUUUGGCAACGACACGGUGAUCAAUUACGCCACUCGCUUGCGAGUCUUUUCGCAAGUUUUUCUGGAACAGGCGAGAGAUUACGAUCGAUUUCAAGCAUAUCGAAUAAAAGGUGUUCCACUUUAUUUUGUUUCUAAUGGUUCUAACUUUUACAGUACCCGUACAGCCCACAAGUACAGAUCAAUAAACGAAUGCAACUUGGAUCGUGUAGAUACAAUGCCAAAACUCAGCACAUUGACUUCUGUUGAGCAAACGGUCACGAGACACGAUAUGAAGAGGCCCUGCUUGAUGUUCUCGAGCCUUUGCGUCCUCCCCGUGCAUUUGUAUUGUAGCUCUUCGCGCCUUCUGAGGCGCGUAGCUCAUCUGUUGCAGUCCCCACGAAUGGUGAAUCAGCCUUCUUCAUUGAACCUCCAUCAGUGGCCCUAUCAGCGUCCAUAGGUGCCUUGUGGGAAGUGCCCUGUUGAAUCU